Leucoraja erinaceus (little skate) is the source of this 7484-nucleotide messenger RNA. RefSeq names its product RAS protein activator like 2 (gene rasal2). The transcript has 21 exons. The record is from RefSeq and is a predicted model, not a curated record. Gene Ontology annotation, biological process: regulation of GTPase activity. NCBI's taxonomy places the organism in Eukaryota, Metazoa, Chordata, Chondrichthyes, Rajiformes, Rajidae. The coding region runs from base 308 to 4195 and encodes 1295 amino acids.
UGUGGCUCGGUGCGAUGGAUCUGACGACGAUUGCAGCGCCUGUUGCCAUGGCUCGCUGCGUGCAGUAGCUCUGGCGCCGAUGUCGGCAGCGGUUCGUGUCCUGCUCCUGCUCCUGCUCCGAUCGGAUUGAUUUUUAUUCCUGCUCGGUCUCUUACUUUUUCCUCCCUUCUGGUUUUUGUGGCGUUCUAUUGAAAGCGGAGGGUUGGGAAGGGAAGGGCUGCUGAGACCCCGGGCACUGGUGCUGGUGGUGGCCCGGAGGCUGUGUAGUGUGAUCGGGCGAGCCGGCAUCGGCGGGGUGGCAGCCGGCAUGGAAGCGCAGGAUGGAGCGGGGCGGCCGGAGCUGCUCCCAGCUCCCGGGAUGGAGGAAUCCGCGCUGGACCCGGUGGAACGGAUCUUACUGGAGUCUGUCUGUCAGCAGCAGGGCUGGAUCCGAGUGCACGACGUGAAAGGUCCUCCAACACACAGACUGUCGUGUGGCCAGUCCCCGUAUGCAGAAACAGCCUGGGAUCAGAAAUAUUGUAUGCUGACUGACAGCCAGAUGAUCCUUCUGAAUAGGGAAGAAGAGGUGAACGUCGACAUGAUACAGGACCAACAGAUGGGGUCCUCAAAAGGACGAAUGCUGCGGCGCACAGUCAGUGUUCCGUCCGAGGGACAAUUCCCAGAUUAUCAGCAGGAGGGGAACGCUAAACUGGAGCCACCUGGAGACCGCUCCCCCCGUCGCAGGAGCAUAUCAGGGCCAGGAUCAUCCGAUAAAGCAAAUGGGAUGGAAGACUCCACAUCCCCUUUCAAGGGAUUUUUCAGUAAAAGGUUAAAAGGCUCUAUCAAACGAACCAAGAGCCAGCCAAAGCUCGACCGCAACACCAGCUUCCGUCAGAUACUACCAUCAUUGAGAAACUCAGAGAGUGAAAGGUCUCGUGCUUUACCAAAAUUGAAAGAAUCACGUUCCCAUGAAUCUCUGCUGAGUCCUGGCAGUGCAAUUGAGACUUUGGAAUUAAGCAUGGAGCAGGAUGUCUUCAUUAAACCUUUGCACGGUAGUAUCCUGGGGCAAGACUUCUGCUUUGAGGUUUCAUACACGGGAGGAAGUAAAUGCUUCAGCUGUUCAUCUGUGGCAGAGAGAGAUAAGUGGAUGGAGAACCUUCGGAGAACAGUGCAACCAAACAAGGACAACUGUCGUCGUGCAGAAAAUGUACUCCGCCUGUGGAUUAUUGAAGCAAAGGACUUGGCCCCUAAAAAGAGAUACUUCUGUGAAUUGUGUCUGGAUGACACACUUUAUGCACGAACUACCAGUAAAAUGAAAGCAGAUAACCUGUUUUGGGGUGAGCACUUUGAAUUUUACACUUUGCCAAUGGUCAGAAACAUCACUGUGCAUAUUUACAAGGAUAUGGACAAGAAGAAAAAGAAAGAUAAGAAUAAUUAUGUGGGACUGAUCAAUAUUCCGAUCACCAGUGUCACUGGACGACAGUUCAUAGAGAAAUGGUACCCUGUCAGCACACCAAAUUCCAACAAGGGCAAAGGAGGAAGUCCUUGUAUUCGCAUUAAAUGCCGCUAUCAGACAAUUGCCAUUCUUCCCAUGGAACAGUAUAAGGAGUUUGCAGAGUUUGUCACCAAUAACUACACCAUGUUGUGCUCUGUUUUGGAGCCUGUUAUCAGUGUGAAGAACAAAGAAGAGAUGGCCUGUGCUCUUGUUCACAUCUUGCAAAGUACUGGCCGUGCAAAGGAUUUCCUUACGGACUUGGUGAUGUCUGAGGUGGAUCGAUGUGGGGAACAUGAUGUUCUCCUCUUCAGGGAAAAUACCUUAGCAACAAAAGCCAUAGAGGAGUAUUUGAAGCUUGUUGGCCAGAAGUAUCUCCAUGAUGCCUUAGGUGAGUUCAUUAAGGCACUUUAUGAAUCAGAUGAAAAUUGCGAGGUGGACCAGAGUAAGUGUUCAUCCAGUGAACUGCCAGAACAUCAGAGUAAUCUCAAGAUGUGCUGUGAAUUGGCCUUCUGCAAGAUUAUCAACUCCUACUGUGUGUUUCCGCGGGAACUUAAAGAAGUCUUUGCCUCGUGGAAGCAGCAAUGUUUAAUCCGUGGGAAGCACGAAACCAGUGAGCGGCUGAUCAGUGCCUCACUCUUCCUGCGAUUCCUCUGCCCUGCAAUUAUGUCUCCCAGCCUCUUUGGCCUGAUGCAGGAGUAUCCAGAUGAUCGCACGUCUCGCACCCUCACCCUCAUCGCCAAAGUCAUCCAGAAUCUUGCCAAUUUUACCAAGUUUGGGAACAAAGAAGAAUACAUGGCAUUUAUGAAUGAUUUUCUGGAACAUGAGUGGAGUGGGAUGAAACGUUUUCUGGUGGAAAUCUCAAACCCAGACACGAUAUCCAACACGCCAGGAUUUGAAGGAUAUAUUGAUCUGGGUCGUGAGCUCUCUGUCCUGCACUCUCUGCUCUGGGAAGUGGUGUCACAACUUGACAAGGGUGAAAAUUCAUUUCUACAGGCAACAGUAGCGAAGCUUGGCCCACUCCCACGCAUACUCGGCGAUAUUACCAAAUCACUAACUAGCCCCACACCAAUCCAGCAGCAGGUCCGUCGAUUUGGAGAGCACGUCAGUUCUUCCCCAAAUGUGAGUGGCAGUGUGUCGUCUGGACUGCAGCGGAUAUUCGAGGAUCCCAGUGACAGCGACGUUCAGAAAUUGCAGUCUCCAACUCAAGAGAACAUUGAAGCAUUUUUCCAUAGCAAGCCGCACUUUCCAGCUCAGCCAGCCUCCACACACAGCAUGACUUACUCUGACAAGGAUGAAGAAGAGUCCACCCUGCAUAACGGCAGGAGUGUAUCACUUGUAGAUCUGCAGAGCACUGCCGUGACUCAAGGGGCGAGUAGCGUUCCAGUUAUCCCCAGUGUUCCUGCACGCCACCCUGGCAGCCAGACCUCAAUUACACACACAGCAAACACCAAGCAGCCACGGGAGGUGCAGAGCGGGGCGCAGAGUGUCCCUCAGAUCCGCAGGCCUCUUCAUCCAGCUCUGAGCCAACAGAGCAGCCUUCAACCUCUGUCCUUCCAAAACCCCGUUUACCAACUGAAUAACCCCCCAGCAGGAGGCAGUAAAGCUGGCAUGGACUCUAGUUCUGAGAACCUGAGUUCCACCAGCUCCCGGAGCCACACUAACAGUGAAGAGCUGAUCAGCAAGCUGAGUGGCCCCAGUAACAGUAGCAUUGAGGAUUUUGCCAAACGCAGUAUCUAUAGCGAAGACUACUCCAAACGACACACCAUGCCGGACAGGAGCAAUCUCCCAGUGGCGUUGCCCCGGCAGAAUUGCAUGGGACAUUCACAGCUCCGCAGGACAGAGCUGUCCGGGUCCAGCGGUCGAGUGAAAGCAUCACAUUCGUUACCACUUAGUGCAUCGCAGAAAAGCACAGGCAGCAUGACCGGAUUACCAUCGACAUCACCUGAGCCACCGCACAGCGAAAACCGGUCACGGCAGCCAUCAACAUCAUCAAAAGGGGAAAGCCCUGUGCCCAAAGUGCGGGCAGUACAUAAACAGCAGCAAACACACCAGGUUCAGUCACCGGUAGAGACUGCCACCAUGUCCCCAGUAGAGAGAACAGCUGCCUGGGUGCUGAACAAUGGACAGUACUUAGAGGACGACGAGACUGACCAGAUCCGUGAGGAGGGUAAACACGCAGAGAAGUAUGAGCAGGAGAUCACAAAGCUCAAGGAUCGGCUAAAGGUCUCAAGCAGGCGGCUGGAGGAAUACGAGCGGCGUCUGCUUGCCCAGGAGCAGCAAAUGCAGAAGCUGCUGCUUGAGUACAAGUCCAGGUUGGAAGACAGUGAGGAGAAGUUGCGGCGGCAGCAGGAGGAGAAGGACAGUCAAAUGAAAACGAUCAUCAGCAGACUGAUGGCAGUGGAAGAAGAAUUGAGAAAAGACCACUCAGAAAUGCAGGCAGUAAUUGAUACCAAACAGAAGAUUAUUGAAGCCCAAGUCAAUUGUGAGGAUGGGAUGAGCAUAACAGGAGAAACGAAUCAUCACCCUGGAUUCUGCCAACUCUCGGCUGAUGAACGCUCUAACACAGGUCAAGGAACGUUACAGCAUGCAAACUCGCAAUGGGAUCUCCCCCACCAACCCCACCAAGCUGUCAAUAACAGAGAACGGCGAGUUCAAGAACAGCAGCUGCUGAGGGAGAAUCUGGAUGUUUCUGGCCAGACUCACAUGGACUUAGCUUUCUGAAUUCACUCUUGAUUUAUUCACAGGUGCUGCUAAGACUGUUUUUUUAAUGCUUUGGAUUGCAAGAGAUUAAUGGGACAAUGCCUAAUACACUAUGUGCACUCUGCAGAAGUCUUACUCCACUGUGGAAACUGUAUGAAACUUGUACAGAAAUGAACUGUAAGAUUGUAUUGGGGUAAAUAAUUGUAGAAUUUAAAGCGACUUUUUUAAUUAUUUCUGCCAGAAUUCCUGCUCUGGAAGAUGUUCCAAAGAAAAAGAGUAGAGAAUGGAACAAUUAUUUUACAAGAGUGGAAUUUUCAAUGUUGUGUAUUUUCAAGUUUAAAUUCCUUGGCUAGAGGGUGUAUAUAUCUAACUAAGAAGCACAUAGAAUGAAGAUAGUCUGUAAACAAUAUAAGGGUAUCCGAAGAGUCUGCUUCUUUAAUUAAUACACUACGUUGGUUACUUUCAGGGUAAAAUGUCCCAUGUCAAACUGAGAUAUUUUACAUGAGGGUGAAAGAUCUGUCAUGAACAAAAAUAAGUUGUAGAUCAUAUCAUCUUAGAACAAAUUCUGUUUUAAAAAUCAAACUUUUAUCACAUUGAAGUAUUCAUGAAGACUACAUUGGAGGAAAUGUUUAAAAAAUACAUGUUUUAGAAAACUAAUUUAAAAAAGCUGCCGUGUGUGUGCACGUACGUGUAUACGGGCGUGUAUGCACUUGUGUAUGUGUGACGUGUGUCUGUGAGAGAGCAAAAGAGAGGGGGAGAUGAUCACAAUGACCAUUGUCUAUGGUUGUACAGAGAACAAAUUUGGAAAAGCAAGUGAAUGUUGGUGAACUGAUGAUGUUGCCAUACUGGACAAAGGGAACGAUAGUAAUGCAGGGCAUGAGUUGCUAGCAUGCUUUGCUUUCUUAAAUCCAUUCAUUUUCCAAAUGAAUCUCCUUAGUUUUUUUAACUCAACUUUACUAGAAUAAUGUUUCGCCAAAUUUCGUACCUAACUAACCAAUUUGAAUGUCUCAUGGAGCUGUUCUGUAGGAAUGUUCAAGCUACAUAGUUGCCCCUCUCCUCCAACCAACUGCUGGUGGGUUUCAGACAGUUGCUGCUGCUGUUUUUGUUGAUUGAAGAUAUGAAGAGUGUGAGUUGAAUCCCAAACUAUUGACUCACUUUUGAAGAGAACUGUUGCAAUGAGACAAAGAAAAUAAAAUAUUGUUCAAAAAUGUUUUAUUUUUAUUUUUAAUAUCUGUACCUUUGCUGUAUGCAUUGUUGCAUGCUGAUUUGAAAGAAAAAAAGACUCAGCAGGCAUACAUUUAUCUAGAAAAGGGGACAAAAGAGAGCUGCAUAAGAUCAAAAACACAGACUAAAUUACAUUUAACCCAGUAUGUGAUAAUAAAACACUGCAGAUGCUGGUUUAUACCAAAGAUAGAGACAAAAUGCUGGAGUAAUUCAGCGGGUCGGGCAGCAUCUCUGUAGAAAAUAGUUAGGUGACAUUUUGGGUCAGGACUCUUCCCACGUAAGCUCGCCCAUUCAUUUUCAACAGAGAUGCUGCCUGGUUGCUGAGUUACUCCAGCGUUUUGUGUCUACCUCUAAUCCAACUGUGAUUCUGUCAGCAGUUUCCUCCAAGCAAAGCAUUCACACACUUUGAUUUGUGAAUAGAAUCACAGCCAGACAAUGCAAGUAUCUCCUGCAACUGUCUGUAGGUAAAGUUUAUGCUGAAAUGUUGCACUUGACUGCUUGGACAUUUGAAGAGUCUAAUAACAAUAAUGAGCAAAAAACAAAGGGCUGGAGAAAUUCAGCGAGUUAGCCAGCACCUAUGGAGGAAAUGGACAGAAGAAGUUUCAGGUCGGGACCCUUAAGGAUUAGGUGAAGAAAAAUGGAAAAGAAAGAGGUGGGACUGAAAUAAAGCCUGGCAAAUGAUAGGCAGAUGGGUGGAGUAAGUGACAAAGGCUGGAGGUAAAAAAGAGACAAAAAGGUGUCGGAUAAGGAGAAGAGUGAAAUGUAAAGUCAGAGAGGGAAAAAGGUGGAAGGGGAAGGAGGAAAGAUGGGGAUAAAAAGGGAAUUGGGGAUGGGAGAAGAGUGGAGGAAGGAAGGGGAAGAAGCAGGGUGACUUGGGGGGGAGAUGAGGGAGAGUGGGAAGAGGGCGUGCAUACCCGGGAGGAGGGGAGGCAAAGGAAAGAGACGGGGUAUUUCUUGAAAUUGAAGAAGUCAUUGUUUAUAAUGUUGGAUUGUGAAAAAACACCCAAGUGGAAUAUGAGGUGUUGUUCCUUCAGUAUGGAGGUGGCCUCACUUGGCAGUGGAGGAGGGUAAAGAUAGAAAUGUCAGUAUGGAAAUGUGAAGGCAAGUUGACUUCUAUACUAACAGUUCAUACUAUAAGAUUUACUUUGCCCCCAUUUUCAUUGUUUUGUAAAGUAAUUGAGAGUGAAGGAAGGAAAUCUGUUCUUGGAUGUUCUGGAAUGUAGGUUUAGGUGUAACUAGGGAUGAGCAAUAAAUGCUGGCCUGGUGGGUAGGUCCACGUCCCAUGAAUGAAUUAAAAAAAUAGAUGCGCAUUCAGUGGUGUUAAAGCGAUGUCCCGAAUAAACACCUAAUUGAAGAGACAGCACGGGAAUUACCUGGCUUCAACUGGUGAAAAGGUUAACUGUAUACGCAGGUAAUCUCUUGUCAAAUGUGUAAUGAAAGAUGAAUGUGAUGUGAAUCUGUAGAAACAAGGAACUGCAGGUGCUGUUUGCAAAAAAAGAUACAAACUCAGCGGGUCUGAAAAAGGAAUAUAUCCAUAUUCUUUAGAGAUGCUGCCUGGCCUGAUGAGGUACUCCAACACUUUGUGUCCUUUUGUGAUGUGAAUCUAUUCAUUUUGAGCUACUGUCCCCACUGGGUUAAACAGAAGUAACCAACAUUAACCAUCUCAUAACUGCUCACAUCAUUGAAAUGAUUGUCACUCUCAAUAUUUAAUUAGAACAUGUUGUCAUACGAAAAAAUUGAGACGCAGGAUUAUUCUGUUGAACAUCUGAAGUAAUAUUUAACUAACCUAUCCUCUUGAAGAAUCUGAGAAUUCUUGUUGUUUUUUGUUUGAGGAGGAAUUCUUUGUGUUUGGCAGGAGCUGAUUGAAGCUGGAGCUGACUGAGCUAUCCUUCUGAAAAUACACCUGAAGUGUUUAUUUUCUAAUACUUACACGCAAGAUUCAAGGACAUUCUCAAAAGAUUAUGUAUAAAUGGAAAUUGCAUUGUACUGCAAUACACCUCUUAUAUUAUUCAAGAAAAGUAUGAUUGCCUAUAUGGUCAGAGUUGAACAAACUGAAAUAAAGCCUUUAAAGCUGGUAAUGCAAUAU